ACCCUCCUGUUCUCCAGAGUUGAACUGGUGUGCGACGUGACAGUGCACAGAUUGUCACGAAUGACGAGUGGCGCAAAGCUCCACAAGAUAGAAAAGCGACUUUUUGUUUGUCACAAAUUUUCAUGAAGUUUCUGAAACGAGACCAAACUCCAGUAGAAUGUAUUGCCUGUGGAGAUAAGGUCCUACCAAAGCAAAGUAUCCGUGCGCCAUGUGCUCAUCACUAUUGCCGGGAAUGCAUAUCGAAUUUCGCGAAGGCGUCCAUGAAAGACGAAUCUCUGUAUCCCUUGCAAUGUUGCCAGAUUCGAAUGCCAGUAAAGAAGGUCGCUCGACAAUUACCUAAACCACUGCAGACGCGAUUUCUUGCCAAGUCUGUGGAAUAUGCCGUUUCGCCGGCUACACGAGUGUACUGCGCGAAUCAGAAAUGUUCUGCGUUCUUGUGCUCCUCAGACACUCGCAAGGCGAACAUGACUUGCCGUAUAUGUGGCACUACGAUGUGUCUCGCAUGCAAGAACAGAAGACAUCCGGGAGAAGGAUGUGUAGAGGCAGGAAUGCAGAGAGACUUGAAGAGACUCGCAGACGAUAAAAGCUGGCAGUCGUGUCCUGGCUGCCGGGCGAUCAUCGAACGUACAGAUGGGUGUAACCACAUCACGUGCCGCUGUUCCACCCACUUCUGCUAUCGAUGUGGGGCUCGCUGGCGCAAAUGUUUUUGCCACAGGGAGGACCACUAAGUACUGUCACAACGGGAAGUUAUUACACGAUAAUGUAAUGUCAACGAUAAGGAUAUACAGCACAAAAGAUAACGUCCAGAUCUCUUAGAUGUCUCAUUAUGAACUUGGCUCUCUUUUUACGCACAAUGCACGCGCGUGUACAACCUUUGCAGAUUGACUACAUCGUUUGUAUCACAAUUCGAACCAAUAUGUGUAUAUUUAAGCAUGUUAUAUCCUCGGUCCUCGGCUCAUAUGUUCCAGUUACAGUAGUUUAUGACUUUGUUCACCUGCUCACAGCAGAAUUAUCACGAAGGUAAAGUUUCAGAAUAGAUUGGUGAGAUGUACGAGGCACAACAAGCCUAAAAAAAAAGAUCUACACCCAAGGGGCCAUGACGAUGGGUAGAGUUAGACAUCCCACGUGGAAACGCACUGCAGAUG
Suillus clintonianus is the source of this 1145-nucleotide messenger RNA. RefSeq lists its product as uncharacterized. Bases 123 to 728 code for a protein of 201 amino acids. The transcript has 4 exons. The record is from RefSeq and is a predicted model, not a curated record. Gene Ontology annotation, molecular function: zinc ion binding; ubiquitin conjugating enzyme binding; ubiquitin protein ligase activity. Lineage: Eukaryota; Fungi; Basidiomycota; Agaricomycetes; Boletales; Suillaceae. Gene Ontology annotation, biological process: positive regulation of proteasomal ubiquitin-dependent protein catabolic process; protein polyubiquitination; ubiquitin-dependent protein catabolic process. Gene Ontology annotation, cellular component: ubiquitin ligase complex; cytoplasm.